AUGGGGAGAGCGUCUUCAAAAGCUCAUUCCACUGAUGAAAAAAGAGAAGUUGACUAUUAUCAAUCACUUAAUAUCGACUUUGACCAACUUGACGGUGCAAGAGAACGUUUAAGUUUACAACAUGAUAUUUUAAGAGAAAUUUUUUAUGGAAAUUUUUCUUCACCUAUAAAUAAUUUGUUACAAGCUGGUGAUGCCAAGGUUUUAAACAUCGGGUGUGGUAAUGGUGUAUGGCUUUUUGAAAUGAACUCAGACUUUCCAGAUUCAUUUCUUGUCGGUAUAGACAAGAGUCCACAGCUUUUCCCGCAAUCAAAACCUUCGAACGUUCAAUUUGUUAUAUCGGAUAUGCAAAAAGGACUUCCAUUUCAGAGUGACAGCUUCGAUUUUAUAUAUAUGAGAUUUCUCGCACUUAAUUUCAGGGAUUCUGAGUGGGAUAAUUUAAUAAAAGAGUCCAUUAGGGUAUUGAAACCAGGAUGUUGGUUGGAGAUAACUGAUGUAGAGACUGACGUUAAAAACCCGGGUCCAUGUACUACUAAAAUGACAAAUGAAGCUAUAAAAUUCUUGAGCAAAAGAUCUAUAAAUCCACAAGUGAUUUUUUUAACAGAAGAAUUUAUAAAAUCUUGCAAUACUCAUAACAUUCAACAUAUGGAACGAUAUUUACCUCUAGAGGCAUGGGAGUUAAACAUAAAGACAUGGGCAAAACUUUAA
This is a messenger RNA of Cetraspora pellucida, 705 nucleotides long. The record is from the annotation of a GenBank genome assembly. Lineage: Eukaryota; Fungi; Glomeromycota; Glomeromycetes; Diversisporales; Gigasporaceae.